ACUUUAUUUGUGUAUCCCUACAAAGGAAAUGAUGCACAAAAAACAUGGACACCUUUACAUUUUUGUUCCUAAAAUUUAUUCCUUUCUUGUGCAGCCAGCCGCUUUCUUCUUUGUCAGUCGUUUCUCGUUACUCUGAUUCUCUAAAAUGAAGAAUGGUAUGGGUAGUAGACUCUAAUAAAUCCCAAUCACAGAAGAGUUAAGAGCAUCCCGGAAAAUUGGUGAAAGUCAUUUGGCCGCUAUGACGAAUCCAAAUGGCACACGUUCUUCUCCUUCUCCACAAAACCCUUCAAUCACUCAUGUCAUCUUCGAUAUGGACGGCCUUCUUCUCGACACAGAGAAGUUCUACACUGAAGUCCAAGAGAUUAUACUUGCUAGAUAUAACAAGACCUUUGAUUGGUCACUCAAGGCAAAAAUGAUGGGUAAGAAGGCUUUAGAAGCAGCUAAGGUAUUUGUGGAGGAGACAGGAAUUAGUGAUUCUCUGACAGCUGAGGAUUUUCUUGUUGAAAGAGAAGCAAUGCUGCAGAAUUUGUUUCCAACCAGUGAACUCAUGCCAGGUGCUAGCCGCUUGAUUCUGCACCUUCAUGAAAAAGGAAUACCAAUGUCUGUUGCAACGGGCUCUCACAAGCGCCACUUUCAAUUGAAAACAAAACAACAUGAUGAACUUUUUUCGUUGAUGCAUCACAUUGUUGUUGGUGAUGACCCAGAAGUCAAACAAGGGAAACCUUCUCCUGAUAUUUUCCUCACAGCAGCUAAAAGAUUUGAGGAUGCACCUGUUGAUCUGCAUAAAGUUCUUGUUUUUGAGGAUGCUCCAUCAGGUGUUCUUGCUGCUAAGAAUGCUGGCAUGUCAGUGGUAAUGGUUCCUGACCCCAGGUUGGAUAGCUCUCACCAUGAAAAUGCUGACCAAGUUCUCAGUUCUUUAUUAGAUUUCAACCCAGCUAAUUGGGGGUUGCCUCUAUUUGAUGAAAUAUCCAACUAAUCACAGCUUUCAACUGAGCAUAAAUUUUAUUCACUUUUUGGAGACUAGAUUAUUGGCACAAGAUUUACUCUCAUAUUUAUUUGCCGCCGCUGUAUUUAAUCGGUAUUUAUUACCAAGCAUGCAUUUUGUUUGUAUGCUGCAUAUAUUACGAAGGAUAACAAUAUUUUUUUGGAAGACGAAGGAUAACAAUAUUGGAAACUGAUGAAAUAUCG
Molecule: messenger RNA, 1188 nt
Organism: Cuscuta epithymum
Lineage: Eukaryota; Viridiplantae; Streptophyta; Magnoliopsida; Solanales; Convolvulaceae
Source: the annotation of a GenBank genome assembly